Solanum dulcamara is the source of this 2747-nucleotide messenger RNA. RefSeq lists its product as uncharacterized. The record is from RefSeq and is a predicted model, not a curated record. Lineage: Eukaryota; Viridiplantae; Streptophyta; Magnoliopsida; Solanales; Solanaceae. The transcript is spliced from 4 exons. Bases 752 to 2320 code for a protein of 522 amino acids.
CUCUCUCUCUCUCUCUCGAACCUUACUUGUUCCAGUUUCUCUCUCUACCUAUACAUACAUAUAUAUACUCUCUGUAUAUGCAAUCUCUGUUUCUUCUUCUUUGAUUCUGAUUUCUAGUCCGGUUUUUGUUUCGGUUCCCUUCUUCGUUUUUUUUUGAUUGACGAAGUUUUUUUGUUAAUGGAGAUGAUAAUGGAGGAUUCGUGUUUGCUUUCGUUGAUUUCUGAGGUUUCUUCUGGAAGAUUCGCUGUGAAAAAUCGAAUAGCUACACGGUUCACGAAGAUACCUAUAAUACCGAAUACGCCUCGAUGUUGUAAGUUUAGGGUUUGUUAAAUCUUCUGCUAGGGUUGGUUACAUUUUACUUUUUAUCUCUUUUGUUUCUCACUGAAUCAAGCUGAAUUUGAAGAAUUUGGUGUGGAAUUUCGUAAAGGUUGUUGCGAAUUUGAGUUUGGUAUUUUGGGGGAAAUUGAUCAUUCGGAAUUACCGAAUUCUGAAUUCUCUGUUUGAUAAUUCUGCAUAAUUCGUGUGAAGUAGUUCUUUCGUUGUUGUAUUUCAUGCGAAAAUUCUAAAGAAUUUAGUAGCGUUUGGUGAUUUCUGUGAUUAUAUGGACAAUAUUGAAAAUCUGGUAAGAGAUCUGUUGGUUUUUGUUUUUCAGAGUACUGUUAGAAAGAUUUAAGAGACUUGUUUUUGUUGAUCAUUUUCAAGAAGUUGUUCUCUGAGUUGAAACUGGAAAAUUGGUUUGUGGACGGAUUGAAUGGCGGGUAGGCAAUUAGAUUUCCCUAAGACGAGUGGUGGUAAUUUGAAAGAGCAAUUAGUGAGGAGAACUUUGCAGAAUGUGAGGUCUCAAGGGCACAUAUACGUUGAGCUUAGAGAGGAUGGGAAGAGGCUAGUCUUUUUCUGCACGCUAUGUCAUUCUCCAUGUUAUAGCGAUUCUGUUCUGUUUAAUCAUUUGAAAGGUAUUCUCCAUACUGAAAUGCUCGCUGCUGCUAAAGCCACAUUGUUGAAACCUAAUCCUUGGCCCUUCAAUGAUGGUGUACUUUUCUUUAAUGAUCCGGAGCAAGAUAAGCACUCACCUGCUGUGAAUGUUGGGAAAAGCAGGCUGGUUGACACUUUUCUUGCAGAUGAAAAUAGCCUUGCUAUUGUUGAAUAUGAUGACAACUUGAGACGUGAUGGGGAUGGACAUGUUUCCCAGGAUGAUGAAUACUGCCUGCUGGAUAGUGAGUUUACUGAUAAUGGAGAGAGUGAUAACUUGGUUAUUCCGGAUGUGUUGUGGAAAGAUGAAUUAUCUGAUCUAGAAGUGAAGCUUAUUGGUAUUGGAAAAAUCGCUGCCCGGCUUAGUGUACGUGACAUUGACUCAAAAAGCAUUCGUAGAAUAUGGUGUGAAUGGUUGGCAAAGAAGGAUUCUGAUGAUGUCGAUGCCUCUGUGGUUCCAGAUCAUGACUUUGCGGUUAUUACAUUUCCUUAUAACUAUAAUUUGGGUAGGAAGACAUUACUUGAUGACAGAUUUUUGCUCCCCUCCAGUCCUUAUUCAGAAUCUGAGGAAAACAGUGGUGCUGGAAAGAGGAAGAGGAAGUCAUUUUCAGACCCAGAGGAUAUCAGUGAGUCUCUUAGUAAUCAAUGUGAUUCGUCCGGAGAAGAAUCUCAAUCAACAAAUAACUCAAAUCUGAAACUGAUAUUGGGAACACGUGAUGAUCAACUAGUGAAUUCAAGAAUUAUAUCCAGCAAAACUAUGAGGAGAGAGUUGAGGAAACAGCAGCGAGUAGCUUCUGAGAGAUUGUGUGAUAUCUGCCAACAGAAAAUGCUUCCCGGUAAGGAUGUGGCAACUCUUCUGAGCAGGAAAUCUGGAAAACUUAUGUGCAGCAGUAGAAAUUUGUCAGGGGCAUUCCAUGUAUUUCACGUAUCUUGCCUCAUUCAUUGGAUACUUCUAUGUGAAUUGGAAACUUAUAAACCUGUUGACGAACCAAAAAUGGGAACCAAAGCAAAACGAAGAUCUAAGAGGAAGACAGGAAACAAACGCAGUGCAAAAGUUAAGAAAGAUGAGAUAAAAGCAGCAAGGCAGAUAUACUCAGUGUUCUGUCCAGAAUGCCAGGGCACUGGUAUAAGCAUUGAGGAGGGAGAUGAGCUGGAGAAGCCUAUUGUCUCGCUUUCUGAGGUGUUCAGGCACAAAAUUAAACUCAGUGAUGCACGUAAAGAAUGGAUGAAGAAUCCUGAGGUAUUGCAGAACUGCUCAACAGGCUUCGAUUUACCGCCUGAGCAUGAUGAUCUUCUCCAGGAAUAUGUAUCACCACUCAAGUUGCUGCACUUUUAUCGCGCUAAUGUUUAGAGCUGAGCCUAUAUUUCCAAUGAGUCACAUUGAUGAGCGAUCACAGCUGUUAUAUGCGUAGAAUGAGGCUUUACUACUAUGACGUGUAGAACUUACUCUUUCUGUUGAUAUUAACCCUUUUGUAAAUGUCAUGUGUCUGAUGAAACUAUUGGUUGCUAAAGUUAGCGUAUAUGGAUGGACUUUAGAGAUGAUUGUGUAAUAUGAGUAGACAUGACUUUUCGAUGGAGAUGUACGUACUCCUAUUUGCUAUAGAUGCACGUAUCAUGCUUCACAGGUGUGAGACGAACGUAAAAUUGUCAGGUGGCGCAUAUUUCUUUUCGUGAGAGAAGUUUAAAUCUUUCCUGUGAAUCCCAGUAGAACAGGGUUUUGAGAAAUACUUGUCUAGGCUUGAGAUUUAUAUCAAUGUGGAUCCAUGCAGCUGCUUGAA